Camelina sativa (false flax) is the source of this 1893-nucleotide messenger RNA. The record is from RefSeq and is a predicted model, not a curated record. NCBI's taxonomy places the organism in Eukaryota, Viridiplantae, Streptophyta, Magnoliopsida, Brassicales, Brassicaceae.
CUCUUACUUCUCCGAUUUGCCUCUCAUCGGUCUUCGGAGACGUUGACCUUCGAGCUCGUAUCAGCGAGAGGGAUCCAAAUGGCUGGCAGAUUCCGAUUAGAUGCGGUUGUUUCGGCUAUAGUCACGGUGCACCCGCACGAGAUUCCGGCGUUGCUCCAUUCCUCUUCCUGCUUCUUCUUCAUUUUGAGCGCGUAUUUUGUUGUUCUGCCACUCCGCGAUGAAGGAGCAAUAUCGCUGGGAUUGUCAAAGCUCCCUGGCCUGUUCGUAGGAUCUCUGUUUCUCACUCUGAUAGCUGCGCCUCUCUCCACCUUGAUCUUCUCUUUGCCCAAUUUGUCCAAAUCCAAGGCUUUGGUUAUAAUACAUAGAUUCUUUAGUCUAUCGCUUGUUCUAUGUUUCCUUCUUUGGCGGGCUUCUCCUACAGAGUCUAAUUCAAAGGAUGCAGUUAAUUCGGCAUCCAGUCUAACAAAAUAUCCAAAACUUGGUAUCGCUGGAGCUAAUCCUGCUACUGGAUGGGACAACCAUGGCUGGUUUUACAUUUCUGUUCGAGUUGGAUUUUUCCUUUGGGUUGCGUUGCUCAAUCUCGUUGCUAUAUCUUCAACAUGGGCUAGGAUAAUAGACGUUAUGGAUAGUGAGUCAGGUGCAAGGUUGUUCGGUUUUGUUGGUGCUGGUGCUACCCUUGGACAGCUUUUUGGAUCAGUGUUUGCUGCUACGACUGCUUGGAUGGGUCCAUAUCUACUUCUAUUUGCUGCUCUUCUGAUGGAAUUUGCUGCACAGUCUUCAAAAGGGAUCACCAAUGAUAUUACCCAGUCCUCUGAGGAGUUGUCUCCUCUAAGGAGAACUGAUAAUGAUCAUCAAAGUGAGAGAAUACAGGAAGCUUCUUCUCCAAAAAUUGGUUCUCCAAAAGCUGCUUCUCCUAAAUCGCCUAUCUCCACAUCCAGACCCCAGCUUUGGGCCAUCUUAGACGGAAUGAGACUUAUUCUAGUAUCGCCUUAUCUUUUGCUCGUGUCUCUGUUCCUUUGGCUUGGUGCGGUCAUCUCCUCAUUCUUCUAUUUCCAAAAAGUGAAUAUAAUUGCCGCGACAAUCACAUCUUCCAUUGGUCGAAGAAGACUGUUCGCCCAGAUAAACAGCUUCGUUGCAGUUUUCAUACUCAUUGGACAACUGACUCUAACGGGCCGGAUCUUGACUAUAGCCGGUGUCACCAUUGCAAUAUCUGCAUCUCCAUUUGUUGCACUUGGGAAUUUGGUUGCUAUUGCCAUAUGGCCAACUUGGGUUGCAGUUGCUGUGUCUGAAACCUUGAGAAAGGUGACAACUUAUGUUGUAACUAGACCUGGAAGGGAACUCUUGUUCACCGUUGUCUCACAAGACGAGAAAUACAAAGCUAAGGUAUGCAUAGACGUGAUUGUUCAACGACUUGGAGAUGCUGCAGCUGCGGGACUAUUUGAAGUCCUUACCAUUGCUCUUGGCGGUCAAACAUCAACUGCUUCACUCUAUGCCUUGCCAGUGUGUUUAAUAUGGAUAGUCACAGCGUUCUUCUUAGGCCGGCGACAAGAACAAUUGGCAAAACUCCAGGUGGGUUCAUCUUUAUAGGAACAAAAAUCUUGGAAAAAAAGUCGCAUUGAUGCAGAAGAUGAGAGGCUUCAACUUCACAUGUAGGAGUUAUGGGAAAGCAACUUAACCCCAACCGAGAUGAUGAAGGUUCAGAAGGCGGAGUAAUGGUUAAAAGCUUAAAGAACUCAGAUUUUUGGAUUAUACUGAUAAAUAUUGUACAAAGGAAAGUUUUAUUUCAGUUAGAAAAUUUAUAUCAAGUGUAUUUGUAUCCCACAUCUCCAAGCAUAGGAAGUGAUAACUUGCAAUAACGAAAUAGUCAAAGAGACAAGCAAAACCCAUACAUUG